Molecule: messenger RNA, 354 nt
Organism: Paramuricea clavata
Lineage: Eukaryota; Metazoa; Cnidaria; Anthozoa; Malacalcyonacea; Plexauridae
Source: the annotation of a GenBank genome assembly
AUGCAGCAGAACAUCGUAGACUCUUCAAUUAUGCAAGGGCUAAGCAGUCUGGUAAAGGGAAUUAUAAGUGGAAAAAGUCUCAAUGUUCCCUUAUAUUUGUGUAUCAGUAGUUGUGAUGCAGAGAAGCUGCCAACUUCAGUAAAAGACAGAACAGCAUUGUUGAAUGCUUGGACCCAAGAUGCUGUCAUUACAUUUAAUAGUGAUGGAGACAGUUCCCACUUUCAUGACAAGCUAUUGUUGACAUUUCCACAAUUAGCAAACAGUGGAUAUGAUGAGUCAGCAUUUUGCCCAUUAAAAUCACCUGACGUCCCAAGAAGGGUCAAGGAUGGUGGCUGGGCAGUGCAAGAUAUAUAA